This is a messenger RNA of Culex pipiens pallens (northern house mosquito), 2360 nucleotides long. Its product is annotated as zinc finger protein 62 homolog. Gene Ontology annotation, cellular component: nucleus. Lineage: Eukaryota; Metazoa; Arthropoda; Insecta; Diptera; Culicidae. The coding region runs from base 85 to 2292 and encodes 735 amino acids. Gene Ontology annotation, biological process: regulation of transcription by RNA polymerase II. The transcript has 6 exons. Gene Ontology annotation, molecular function: DNA-binding transcription factor activity, RNA polymerase II-specific; RNA polymerase II cis-regulatory region sequence-specific DNA binding; zinc ion binding. The record is from RefSeq and is a predicted model, not a curated record.
CGUUUUCUCUGUUUGUUUACAUUCCGCCGCAAGUCAUGUGUGGGAGCAGUCAGUGGUGGAUGAAAUUGUGACAAAAUUUACCGGAUGGAAGCUCCAGCACCGACGUCGGUCUGUCCUGCCGACGAAGACCGGCGGUUACGAUGCCGACUAUGUUUUCACACCGGGACCAGCUCUCAGUUGGUAGAGGUUUUCUCCAAAAGCCGCGACCUGUCCAAGCGAGUCAUCAGCUCCCUGGGAGUGAAGAUAAAUCGGAGCGAAAAGGGCGUCCGGAUUUGUACGGUUUGUGAAACUAUCGUCGAUAUCAUUCAAAGCUUCCAAGCAGUUUGCAAGCAAACCAAUCAGCUGCACCACGAUCGGCGGAACUUCCUGCUGUACGAGUCGUUUUGGCCCGGCCACGAGCAGGACGCGGUCAAGGUUACGGAAAAGAUGAUUUUGAAUCACCGCUCCCGGGUUGAUAAGACGUUCAGCGAUGUUAGCGCCCUCUUACCUAAGGUUGAAGUAGAAACUCAAAACCGACCGAUGGUAGCAAUUGCGGCCGUCGACUUGGAGAAGGGAGACAAUCCGAAAGAACGCGACGAUAGCAUUCCUGCAACGGAGAUGGUUUUGUGUGAGCCAGAAAUUAAAGAGGAACCUGGAGAGGAGGACCACUUUAUGGAAGAGUUUCCCGGGGAGUUGGAUCAAGAGCAGUCGUUUCCUAGCGACUGGGCUGAGAAAGAUUGGAGUGAUUCGGACAGUGAUUUCCGGAUAGAAGUUGAUUCUGUACCGGGGAAUAGCGAAUCAGAGGGCGAAGAAGAAACUUCAAUUUCGAAGCAGAUCAAACCGGCCAGAGAUCGCAAAAAGCAAUCAGAUUCUAUCGAUGAAGAGAAAGAUUUAACACCUAAUGUCAAGGAUCCCCCGCGUCGCCGUGGUAGAAAGAAGAAAGCUGACGCUGAAAAAGAGCAAACCGAGGACGACGAUGAUGAGUACGAGCCGAGGGAAAAGGGCAAGCGAGGACCUCGGCGCAAAAAGGUUCGCAAAUCUGACCCAAGCGUUUGCGAAAUUUGCGGCCAAACCGUAGCUUACUUCGUCAAGGAAUCCCACCACAACCAGCAUCUCGGCAUUCGGCCGUACAAGUGUGACUUUGAUGGCUGUGGGCGGACGUACUUUUCGCGCAACGAUUUGAGAACGCACAGCAAACGCCACCAGAUAUCGUACCACGUUUGUGAGAUCUGCGGGCGGAACAUCAAGGGCGUGGAGUGGUUCCGGCGGCACGUAAAAACUCACACGGAGGGACCACAAUUUACGUGUGAGGUGUGCGGGAGCAAGUUCCGCCGGAAAGCGCAACUUCAGACGCACAUGGUCACUCAUACGGGCCUUACUCCGCACGAGUGUGGAACCUGUGGGAAACGGUUUGCACUGAAGUACAAUUUGGAAGCGCACGUGAAACGGCACCUGAAAAAGGAAGAAUCAGAACCCGACAGCAAAGAGGACAAGGAAAAGGAGAAAAUUGAAGAAGGUCAGAAGGAAAGCGUUCCUGAAAAGCGAACGUGGAAGUACUACGUAAAGUCAGAAUCAUCCGGUAAGAAGCACCACCUUACAUGUGACACAUGCGGUGAAUCGGUCCACAAGCGGGAAAUGGAAGGUCACGUGAACAAACACUUGGGGCGGCGACCUUACUCCUGCGAUGUGCCUGGAUGUACGCAAGCCUUUUAUGGGUUGCGAGGAAUUAAGGAACACAAGAUGGUGGUUCACUCGGAUAAGGUCAUUCGGUACGAGUGCAGUAUUUGCAACAGGUCCAUAAAGGGUUCCGGAACGUUCAAACGCCACGUCAUGAUGCACAAUUCGGACAUGAAAGUGUCCUGCCAGCACUGCGGGAAAAAGUUCACCUCCAAGAGCUACCUCAAGGCGCACGAGCUCAAGCACACCGGUGAGCGUCCGUUUGUCUGUGAAGUUUGCGGAAGCUCAUUUGCCAUGAAGGCCUGCUGGAAGAUGCACAUGAAAACGGUUCACCAGCCGGGGAAACCACCAAAGAAGGAGCCGAAGCGGCCGCCGCGCAAGCGCAAGGCUGCCGUAAAAAAAGAUCCCCCUUCGGAACCGGCUGCCGCUCAGAAGCAGGUGAUCGUGGAACCACCGGUGGUGCCCCCACAGGCGUCGUGGACCAUCAACAUCCAGACGGCUGAGCAGUACACGCAGUCGCAGCAGCGAAAUCAGCAUCAAGUGACGGCGCCGCAGCAACAACAGGUCAUUGUGCAAAUUGUGGAAGCUCCCAGUUAUGCCACGGUGGAAACGGUGCGGACUGAUCAUUCGUACUGACAAGAAAUGUAAGUAUUUAGUAUUUCGCUCUGAAGCAUGGAACAUAAUGUGUACGAUAUUUUUUUAAA